AUGGAGGAGAAAACGUCUAAAUGCCUGGAAUGUGGAAAAAGUUUCACUCGGAGGGAUCAUCUGCAGCAACAUGAAAGGACUCACACUGGGAAGAAAACCUAUUCCUGCCUGGAGUGUGGACAGAGCUUCGCUCAGAAUGCCAGUCUACAUAGACAUCAAAGGACUCACACUGGGGAGAAACCCUAUACGUGCCAGGAAUGUGGACAAAGCUUUGCUCAUCGUUCACAUCUACAUAGACAUCAAAGGACUCACACUGGGGAGAAACCCUAUAUGUGCCUGGAGUGUGGACAGACCUUUGCUCAGAUUUCAAGUCUACGUUCACAUCAAAGGACUCACACUGGGGAGAAACCCUAUACAUGUCUGGAGUGUGGACAGAGCUUCACUCAGAGGGGACAUCUACAUAGACAUCAGAGGACUCACACUGGGGAGAAACCCUAUAGAUGCCUGGAGUGUGGACAGAGCUUUGCUCAGAUUUCAAGUCUACGUUCACAUCAAAGGAUUCACACUGGGGAAAAACCCUAUAAAUGCCAGGAAUGUGGACAAAGCUUUGCUCAUAAUUCAAGUCUGCAUUCACAUCAAAGGAUUCACACUGGGGAAAAACCUUAUAAUUGCCUGGAAUGUGGACAGAGCUUCACUGUGAGUGGCCAUCUACAUAGACAUCAAAAGACUCACACUGGGGAGAAAGCUUAUAAAUGUCUGGAAUGUGGUCAGAGCUUCACUCACAGUUCACAUCUACGUACACAUCAAAGGAUUCACACUGGGGAGAAACCCUAUAAAUGCCAGGAAUGUGGACAAAGCUUUGCUCAGAAUUCAAGUCUGCGUUCACAUGAAAGGACACACACUGGGGAGAAACCCUAUAAAUGCCUGGAAUGUGGUCAGAGCUUCACUCAGAAUUCAAAUCUACGUACACAUCAAAGGAUUCACACUGGGGAGAAACCCUAUUCCUGCCUGGAGUGUGGUCAGAGUUUUGCUCGUCGUUCACAUCUACAUAGACAUCAAAAGACUCACACUGGGGAGAAACCUUAUAAAUAG
Anolis sagrei ordinatus is the source of this 1032-nucleotide messenger RNA. Lineage: Eukaryota; Metazoa; Chordata; Lepidosauria; Squamata; Anolidae. The record is from RefSeq and is a predicted model, not a curated record.